Molecule: messenger RNA, 1351 nt
Organism: Spizellomyces punctatus DAOM BR117
Lineage: Eukaryota; Fungi; Chytridiomycota; Chytridiomycetes; Spizellomycetales; Spizellomycetaceae
Exons: 9
Coding region: 117-1328 (403 amino acids)
Biological process (GO): intraciliary transport; cilium assembly
Cellular component (GO): centrosome; intraciliary transport particle B; motile cilium
Source: RefSeq, a predicted model, not a curated record
GAACUGUAAAGUAUUCCAGGUUCAUAAAAUAUUCCUGUUUUAAAACAGAAGAGGCUGCCUCUCGCCUAUGUUCUUCCCGAAAAGACGCCUCAACAAGAAAACUCUAUAAAAGUGGCAUGUCCGGGUUGCAGGACGACCUCGAUUACGCACUUCAUACAACCAAAGUGACGAAUAAUUACUACGACGAAAUCCUAGAGCUUACUGGGAGGGAACUUGAGGAGUUUCCAACACCUAUCGACAGGACAGAGGAGAACGAUAGCGUGCAGUCAAGAUCAAUGGAAGGACACAACGAACGCGGUGACAGUCCACCGUCUGCAAACUUGACGGAAAGUGAUGAAGAGUAUGACGAAGAUGAGGAGGAGGAUGAGGAAGACAUUCCUGCUUCCGGCAUCUCAUCCCACCCCGGACGACCGUCCGCAGCCCCUGCCGGUCGGACAGGUCUAGGAAGACAAAAACAAGAUCUCGACGGGGUGACAGUAGGAGGAACCAAUGGCUUGCUAGAUGACGACGACGAGGAUUACGACGAGAAUGACGACGACUUCUCAACCGGCGGCCAUGGUGGAUUUUCAACGAAAAGCCGAACAAGCAGUUUCGGCGGCGGUGGCACAUCUUACAAAGAGCUCUCCGUAAACGACGAACUUCAAGAGCUCUUUCAAUAUAUCCAACGAUAUAAACCCCAAGAACAGGAGCUUGAAACGGAAUUAAAGUCUUUCAUUCCGGACUAUGUUCCAGCAAUCGGGGAUAUUGAUGCCUUCAUCAAGAUCCCUCGCCCGGACGGAAACCCGGAUCAGCUAGGACUGCUUUCUCUAGAUGAACCCAAUACCGAGCAAUCUGACCCCACCGUUCUCGAUCUCCAUCUCCGCGCGAUAACCAAAUCCACAGCACCAAUACCAACAACCGUUCGUUCCAUUGACCCUAUAAAUCUCAAAACAAAUCCAAAGCUUAUUGAUGCAUGGAUCAAGAACACACGAGACCUGCAUGCACACAAACCACCCCAAACUGUUCAUUAUACAAAACGAAUGCCCGACAUAGAAGAGUUGAUGCAGGUCUGGCCGUCGCAGGUUGAAGAAGGAUUGGCAAAGGUUAAUCUACCGACUGCAGAUAUUGACCUUCCCCUCUCACAAUUCGCCGCAUUCUUGUCACUCAUCCUCGACAUACCAAUUUCCAGUCCAUCCCAGCCCUCAAGUAAAAAUCAAUCUUCAUAUCCUUCACAAAAGGGAGCUGCACCAACCCAUGUCGUGGAAGCUCUGCAUGUCAUGUUUACUUUGUAUUCAGAAUUUAAAAACUCGGCACAUUUCAAGGCAAUGGAACGAAGUGCGCCCAGUUGAGAAUAGAAUAAAUGAGUUCCAAA